CAGAUCAGCCCCACCCAUCCAUCCUCGCCAUCAGGGUUCACUUUGAGUGCCUUGCGUGGGCGACCUGUCCUUAGUUCUGUCCUCACUAUUCUGAUAGGGAGGAACGACACAGGCAACCGGGCAGUUGGAAUAUUACGAUGCCUAUCCGAGUGAAAUCGCGUCCACUCUCCCAGGUUGAGCCGGGAGCGCGGACACCAUCUCCGUACGGGGCCCGCUCCGCUCGAGGUGCCCUCCCGGAAAUAGCCGAUGUCGAUAGCUUCAGGGAUGUUAUCAAAAAGCUAUCACUCUACAUCAGCGACGCCAUAACUCUGCCGAGUACCUUCGAGCAGCUUCGCACCACCUCGGUUGGUGACAGUCUCCGCGUCUUGGUCGACCAUUUGAGCUGCACCUGCACCAACCCUGCCAUCGUGAACGCUCUGCUUGCACUCAAAUGGCAUUACGGAGCUGCCGGUGGCGACAAAGCGCUCAAUGAUGCCCGUGCCAGCAGCUGUGAGAUCGUGGCCUGGAGGUUCCUGACCCAUCUGUCCGAGCGGGAGGCUGUGGACUUCUGCUUGUACGAGAUUCCCGACCCCCAGCAUACCGGAGAUGAUGGUGCCCACGACGAGGAGAGUGGCGACGACUUCGUUGACGAGCACACCGCCCUCCUCAUCCAGGCAUGGACCAACACUCCAGGCUCGGCGCGCAGGACCACUGGAAGCACGAGACGCUACCAGCUGCUGCAGUCCAUCUCGCGCCUGACCAUGACCAUGACGGGCGACGACGCCGAGGAGGAUGACCCGACCGCCCCGUUCGUCAACCUCAAUGCCCUGGAGAUUGCCGCCAUCGCCGAUGCCAAGCGUUUCCUCAGCCAGAACGUCGUGCAGAAGAUCAUCACGGGCAUCUGGAACGGCGACAUCAUUUUCUGGGACAACCUGUCGACGCACGCGACCAAGAAGCCGAGGUUCUACAACCAUCGGACCGCCGACAUCUUCUCCCGUCUUAGGGUGCCCAAGUAUCUGAAGUCCUUCGAGGUCCUCUUUUUCGCCUCCUUUUUAUUCCUCUAUUAUUCGGUGCUCGUGGAGAGAAAUAUGGAGCGGAUCACCUCCCUUGAGGUCAUGCUCUACAUCUGGUUCGCAGGCUUCAUCUAUGAUGAGCUGAGUGAGUGGAUCGAUGCCGGCUCUAUAUUCUACACCGUCGAUAUUUGGAAUUUGUUUGACAUGAUCAUGAUGUCUAUCGGUAUCGUCUUUGCAGCUCUGAGAAUAAUUGGCUUAUCCAGGGGUGACGAGCAUCUCAUCGAUAUUGCAUUUGAUGUCUUGGCGUUGGAGGCGCUGUUCAUGGUUCCCCGGGUCUGCUCGAUUCUCAGCUUGAGUCCUUACUGGGGAACGCUCAUCCCAUGCCUGAAAGAGAUGGGCAAGGACUUCCUCAAGUUCAUGGUCCUCGUCAUCAUCAUCUACCUCGGCUUCCUCACGACCUUCUCCCUCGUCGGCCGCGAGUCGUAUACCUUCCAGCACAUGACCAUGGUCCUGACCAAGAUUUUCUUCGGCUCCUCCUCUGUCGGCUUCGACGUUAUGCACGAGAUCGACCCCAUCUUCGGCCCGCCCCUCAUGAUCAUCUUCGUCACCCUCAGCUCCAUCCUCCUAAUGGGCUCCCUGACGGGUAUGCUGAGCAACAGCUUCUCGCGCGUCAUCACCCACGCCCGCGAGGAGUACCUCUACGUCUACAGCGUCUACGUCCUCGAGGCCUCCACCAGCAACCGCCUGACACACUUCUACCCGCCCCUCAACCUCCUCGCCCUCGUCAUCUUCCGGCCCCUCCGCCUCGUCCUUCCCUCCGACGACAAGUUCCGCGCCGCACGCAUCUUGCUGCUCAAGGCCACGCACCUGCCCAUCGUCGCCGCCAUCCAGCUCUACGAGAUCGUACGCGCACAAAUGUCCGGCCGGGGUGCCGGCGGCGGCAGCGACGACCAGUUCGCCACCUUCAAGGGCCCCCUGCCUCAGCAACAGCAGCCGCAACGGGGCACCACCGCCACCACCCCCGUCGGCGCCGUGCCCAAGAAGCACAUCGCCGUCCGCCCGUCCGCGCACGGCCCCCGCCAGUCUUCGUCUUACCAGCCCGGCCUAGCCGGCGCCGCUACAGACGUCGUCGACGGCGAGGCGGUGGCGGUGGCGGCGAGGAUGAGGACGGCGCCCGAGGGGCAUCAUCACCUGGCGCAGCUGGAGGCCAAGAUCGACAGGCUGACGGAGCUGGUGGUGCGGCUCCAGGCGCAACACUCCGGGUCGUUGAGCGACGUUGGGGUUGGGGAGGCGGCUUGAUCUCCGUCCCGUGUGGAUAAUUCCGCCCCCCGGUUUUUGGAUCUACCGCCGCGAGAUGGUGGUAUCACGGUGCAUAUGUUAUUCGUUGAGAUUGUUUGCGUGCAUGGAGCUUUUGAUUUGCAUUCUACACAUUUGCAUCGCGCUUUAGCGUUGGUAGUUAAGGGGGGUAGCAUAAGCCAUCAGUUUGUCCUUCCACAUGCGCUUCCUUUUUUUUUGGCUUUUUCUUUUUUUAAUCACAUCCACAUUCCUCACCUAUAGCAGGUACCUAGGUAGACAAACAAAUCAACGUCAUCAUCCCUCCUCGGCAUCCAUAUCAUCGCGCCUCCUCUUCCCACCAUCCCUCUUCC
This is a messenger RNA of Phialemonium atrogriseum, 2638 nucleotides long. RefSeq lists its product as uncharacterized. Gene Ontology annotation, biological process: transmembrane transport; monoatomic ion transport. The transcript is spliced from 5 exons. The coding region runs from base 138 to 2291 and encodes 717 amino acids. Gene Ontology annotation, molecular function: monoatomic ion channel activity. NCBI's taxonomy places the organism in Eukaryota, Fungi, Ascomycota, Sordariomycetes, Cephalothecales, Cephalothecaceae. The record is from RefSeq and is a predicted model, not a curated record. Gene Ontology annotation, cellular component: membrane.